Molecule: messenger RNA, 1980 nt
Organism: Loxodonta africana (African savanna elephant)
Lineage: Eukaryota; Metazoa; Chordata; Mammalia; Proboscidea; Elephantidae
Product: CD5 antigen-like
Exons: 5
Coding region: 231-1277 (348 amino acids)
Biological process (GO): zymogen activation
Cellular component (GO): plasma membrane
Molecular function (GO): serine-type endopeptidase activity
Source: RefSeq, a predicted model, not a curated record
CGUUUCCGGCCACCUCCCUUCCUCUGGAAACAUGCCGAUUUCAGCAAGUCCAGCCUAUCAGUUCUGCCUUCUAAAUCCAUUGGUUCAUGGUCAUCUGAGAGCACUUCUGUCACAUACAGGAGCUGCUGCCCUCACCCUCCAGACACACUUGCAGCUGAAGCUGAAUAUUGCUACUCUGGGGUUUCCUUCCAGCCUUAAAUUUCAGUUCAAUAUCUUCAGCUGCCCAGGUCAUGGCUCUGCUACUUUCCUUGAUCCUUGCCAUUUGCACUGGACCUGGCCUCAUAGAGUCUUCAUACAGAGCGCGACUGGUGGGAGGCCCCCACCGCUGUGAAGGGCGAGUAGAUGUGGAACAGAACGGUCAGUGGAGCACUGUGUGUGGUUACAACUGGGACUUGAAGAACGUAGUUGUGGUGUGCCGGGAGUUGGGCUGUGGAGCAGCGAAGGGAACACAGAGUAGUUUUCCAUAUAAGCCACAGGCGGAAGAGAACCAAGACUUCUUCAUCGAGGAGUUCCACUGCAAGGGGCUGGAAGAUACACUGGCUCAAUGUGAGAAAGAAGAUACUGAUUAUGGGAGCUGUAGCCACCAAGACUACGCAGGAGCUUCAUGUGAAAUCCCAGAGACUGUGCGGCUGGCUGAUGGCCCCGGACGCUGCAUAGGGCGAGUGGAGGUGAAGCAUCAGGACCAGUGGGGCACCGUGUGCAAAGCAGGCUGGAACCUCCAGGCUGCCAAGGUGGUAUGCCGGCAGCUGGGAUGUGGGAAGGCCACACUGACCCGAGGAAACUGUAAAAGAGCUACACAGGGCCAAGGUCCCAUCUGGCUGAACCAGGUGUCAUGCUCAGGAAAAGAACUAACUAUUCAGGAUUGCCCUUCCAGGCCUUGGGGGAAGAACAACUGCACCCAUGACGAAGACACUUGGGUCCACUGCGAAGAUCCCUUUGAACUGAAGCUGGAGGGAGGAGAGAGCCACUGCUCUGGACGUCUGAUGGUGCUGCACAAGGGUAUAUGGGGUUCUGUCUGUGAUGAUGGCUGGGGAAGAAAGGAAAACCAGGUGGUAUGCAAACAACUGGGCUGUGGCCAUCCCCUCCUUCUACCCUUUGGAGUCCAGAAACACUUUGGCCUGGGGGUUGGCCCCAUCUGGCUGAAUGAUGUUCGUUGCUCAGGGAAUGAGUUGUCUCUAGAGCAGUGCCGGCACAGGUUCUGGGGGUAUCAUGACUGCACCCACAAGGAAGAUGUGGCUGUGAUCUGCUCAGGUAAGUCCUGCAGCUGGAAUCCAUGAAGACUGGCCUGGUGUGGGCUGCAGAGUAGGAGUGGAAGUGGGGACUCUUUGGACACAAUCUUGAGAAAGUCUUUUCAAAGAGCCUGGAAUACUAGCCCUGAACUGGAGACCUCUUUGGGGAAGUGGGAGAAGAAUCCUUGCCCUAACUUGGGCCAGGAAAUACAAAUGCAGCCCUUGAGUGGCUGACUCAAGAGACCCACCAGUCAGCAGCUCAGUUUUAUAAUCAGAAUGGGAGCUGACUGUGCAGAGCUAUUUGGCUCUGGAACUAGGUAAGACCUGAUAGUUGACCAAGGAAUGUGAGGAGCAGCUUAGUGCCUUGAAAAGGAGGGGUUUGGUGACACAAGACUGGAGUUUGAGCCCUGCUCAACUACUUUGAAGCUAUGGGAUCUUAGCUAGUCGCUUAAUUGCUCUGAAUCUGGUGCUUUCGUGUGUGAAAUAGGGAGACACUUGCCCCAUUUACCUCAGCGAGUUUUAUGAUCGUGGAGGAUAAAAUGUGCUAAUAUAUGUGAGUAUUGUUUGUGACUCACAUGGGAGCUGGUUGGGUAAGUCCCUGGGGUACUGUACUAGUUUGUGACUUGGCCCCACCAUCGGUGUGUGUCUUAGGCCCUAGGAAGGUGCCAUCUAUUUUCUUAGCCUCUUUGAGCUUGAAUGAAACAAUCCUUUCAUGACCUGUUGCCACCCUUACUGUAUGUUCUUCUUGUCU